CGAUUCUCGGCAGCAAGUGUAGCAAUAUCCUUCCUGAAUUCUAUGUCUCGAUUUGCGCAACUUCAAAUCCGCAAGAUUGUAGUACAUGAAGAGAACAGGGCCGUGGCUUGGCCCCAGUGUCACGCGCAAGGCUUUAUCCCGUUCUGUCAACGCAACCCAAAGCUACGAAUCGAGCGAGUCGAUCUCUGGAAGGCGACACUACCAGCCGCAUCGGGCUUGUUGAUAGACAACGAAAACCCGCGACCUUACCAUUGGGGGGGAAAGGCGUGCGAUUGUGCGCAGGCCGACUCGAUCACGUCGGGGAUUCACGACGAAUAGGGCUGCAUCGCCAGCUGGAUCAUGGAAGUGAUGUCCCUACAUUCCCUUGGGAUGCCACCUCAAUCCUUCCGCAUGGUCAUCGAUGGUGAUCUUACUCCGACACAAUCGACACGC
This is a messenger RNA of Alternaria alternata, 432 nucleotides long. RefSeq lists its product as hypothetical. NCBI's taxonomy places the organism in Eukaryota, Fungi, Ascomycota, Dothideomycetes, Pleosporales, Pleosporaceae. Bases 43 to 318 code for a protein of 91 amino acids. The transcript has a single exon. The record is from RefSeq and is a predicted model, not a curated record.